UACCUUCUUACCUCACCUAUUUCCUUUAUCUCAUAGUUAGAAAUAAUUUAUCCUUGUAUCCUGAACCAUACCAGAAUGGACGGGGACAACGCAACUGAACAGAAAUCCAACGAUCAAAAUGAUGAGAGUGAUGCAUCGUUCAUUGGAGAUACUAGCGAUAUUAUCCCGCAGUGCACCGUAACAGACAGCUUAGGUGUUAUGGUGAAAGAGACACCGACUGACGAAUUAAGAAAUAUGGUUUUGGAAAAUGUUAGAUCACGAUCAAUUAAAGAUGAUAUGGAGUCUACCAUGGUAGAAGUUGACAGUGAUGAGUCCAGAUCAGAGGACAUGCAAGAUGAAGAACAAGAUGAGAGAGAAGAAGAGUUUUCUUCUCAUGGAGAGGAUUCUGACGAGUCUGAUGAAGCUGGUGAAGAAACAGCAGAAGAACUAUUCAGAAAACUUUCUGCAGAAAAUAGAAUCGCUCAUCGAAUUAUUGAUGAUAAUGAUUUGCCACCAACUGUGUCACUCUUACAUGGUGAUAAAGGGCAGAAAGUUUAUUUGAUCGGCACAGCACAUUUUAGUAAAGAAAGUUGUGAGGAUGUGCGGAAAGUAAUAUCUCAAGCUCAACCUGAUGUCGUUAUGAUUGAGUUAUGCCGUGGCCGCACUGAUCUUCUUAUAAAUGACGAGGAAACACUGUCUAAACUUGCCGGUGAUGCGUCAUUUGAUAAAGUAUUGACUCAAGUCAAACGAAAAGGUCUUGUGUCAGGUUUAAUGACGUUUCUACUUCUACAUAUGUCAGCCCAUAUCACGAAACAACUUGGUAUGGCUCCGGGUGGCGAAUUUCGAGCAGCAUAUCAAGAGUCUAGAAAAGUGCCUGGAUGUAAAUUACUGUUCGGAGAUCGUGCUGUUGAAGUCACACUACAAAGAGCUUUUGGAACAUUUUCAUUAUGGCAGAAACUUAAAUUUGCUUUUUGUGUUUUGAAAGAUCUUGGACCAAUCAAAAAAGAGGAUAUAGAAAAACUGAAAGAGAAGGAUAUGCUUGAACAGGCAUUGGGAGAAAUGAUGGGAGAAUUUCCAGAAAUGACAAACGUAUUUCUUGCAGAGAGAGAUGUUUAUCUUGCCCAUUCGCUUCAAUUAGCAGCUGGAAAUGAAAUUUGCACAGAAACUGGAUCAAAACCAACAGUUGUAGUUGGAGUCGUAGGACUCGGUCAUGUAGGUGGAAUCAAAGAAAAUUUUCCCAGAGAAAUUACUUUAGAAGAAAUGAACAAAUUAAUGGAAGUUCCUCAAGAAUCGAGGAUGAAGAAAGCGAUAAAAAUGUGCCUGAAAUUAUCAUUUGUUUUUGGUUUGGGUUAUGGAUUGUAUAGGUUUACAUCUUGGACAGGUGUAUUCCAAUAUCUGUACAGUACAGCAGUUGACAAAAUAAAUAUAACAAACACGUCGAAAAGCACAGAACUUUAAAAUUACUUUAACCUUUAUUGGCUGAAGAACUGUCCAUCAGUAAUAUUAUCGAAGAAACAUGUAAUGUAUUUAUUUUUAAAUUGAAGUUUAAAGGAAGCAAUGUGUCUAUAAUCUAUCACUGAAGCCAACAAAUUUGGAUGGACUGUUCACCAUGAUAAAGCUGAGCAUUUUCCGCAGGCCCAUGCAUCUGAGACAAAUAUCUGUUUAAAUGUCUCAUACCCUUAUAAACUGUUAACCGGAUCAGAGGCUGUGGUUUGUCAUAUGAUUGUGCCAGUGCAUCAGUUUCUCUCUCUUUACUUGCCGAUUAGGUGAAAUAGUUUUUAAACAUAUCUACACUUUCCUCCGUUUAGUCCCACUAACAAACAGUAUAUUUUGAAUUUUUUAACAAUUUGAACUUUGCUAUUUUGUUUUUUCCUGCUUAUAUUGCUCCAUGUUAUCUAUCGCAUGCUUCAACAAAUGCUUUAUUUAUAUUAAUCAAAAAUCAACGUAUACUCUCUUCAAGCGUGACAUUAAAUUCUGCCUGAAUAUUUUUGCUUUGUGCAUAUUUUUUUUAUAUUUACUGCUGAAUUCGUAAAACACUGAAACCAAUCUAUUUUCAUCAUCUGUAUCAGUAUAUUGCUACUCAUUCAGUUUGAACUAACUGAUGAAC
Molecule: messenger RNA, 2086 nt
Organism: Styela clava
Lineage: Eukaryota; Metazoa; Chordata; Ascidiacea; Stolidobranchia; Styelidae
Product: traB domain-containing protein-like
Source: RefSeq, a predicted model, not a curated record